Porites lobata is the source of this 2575-nucleotide messenger RNA. The record is from the annotation of a GenBank genome assembly. Lineage: Eukaryota; Metazoa; Cnidaria; Anthozoa; Scleractinia; Poritidae.
CACAAAGACACGCCACUCUGUGCUACGAUUGUUAGGAAAGGAGACAGGCCGACCGCGUUUAACACCAUUUUUCAAGGUAAAGGCUGAAGUUUUUGUUGUUCGUGACAAUCGUUUACAAGCGUUCAAAAAGUAAUCCCACGUAAGACACUUUGCCAUUUUUCUCGAAAUAUAUUCAGACAUUUCACAACUUAGGAAAUUUUCGUGACGGACAAGAUGGCGGAUUUGGCGGAGGAAGGGUUCAAUUAUAUCUGCGUUAGUGGCGGUUUUGUGGAGUUAUCUGUUCUUUUAAAGGAUUCCUCGCCCUUACGAAGUAGAACAUCAAAGGCACAAGCGAAAAACUGGAUGAUGAGUAAAGCUGGUCCGCGAUUAGUCGUCGUGAAAGAUUUCAAUGGUGAGAUAAGCUGCUGGUGUGCGAAUUGAUUUAAGGAGAAAAAUAUGUCGACAAUAUCACGAGAAAGGUUCUUGUCAAAGUGCUCAGGGGAAGUGUAAGUUCUUUCUGGCAUAUUUGUAAAGGAUUUAUCGAAGAAAACUGUCAUGGUAUCAACCGCCUGCACAAUUUUUAGACUCGGAAAACAACGAGAAGGUUAAUGCGUUCGUUUUGACCAAUCUAAAUCCGAAAUUUGAUUUUUUGUGCCAUUAAGGACUAAACCAAUCUAAGAUUGCAAUCUGAACGGCCCCCCUUCGCACUUGGAUCGUUGAAAUUGGUAUCUCUGUUUGGUUUCAGAUCUUUGUUCCACUUAUUAUAUGAAACUGCUUUAUCUCAAAAACGUGCUCGUUCAAUCAUCAGUAAACACGGCGGGUCAAAAGUUCAGGCAAACGACAUUUUUGACUCCGGCCUUCGUUGUUCGAUUCUAUGCCGCUAGAGGAUUGUAGUAUAUUAAACGAAGUUCCACUGUCACUCUAAAUCCGUUAGGAAGUGAAAACGCUUAGAGAUUCUCAUCGUAAAACUAUACUGUCUAAUGUCUGUGUGUAUCACCGCGGCUUCUCAGCGCUUGAGUUCGUAGUUGUCUUCUGAAUUUCUUGAAUCAAAUUCCAGACAAUUUUUCAGUUGUCGAGUCCCAGUAUGAACCACCACUAGUUAAAGAGCUAAUUUUAAUCAGUAAAAGAUUCCGGCAAUUCUAUGUUUUUACAAAAAGGUCAACUCUGCUAGUUAAAAACAGCAGAAAAACUAAGUUUCUGCAUUCAUUUUCCGUAGAAUAAAAUGCAAAAUUAUAUUGUUACCUUUUUCGUCUAUGCUUGUCGUUUAGGUUAAAAGUUAAGAACAGGUACCUUUUUUUGAAAAAGAAGUCAGGUAUUUUCACCUUUCGAGUGAAUGAUAUUUUCACUUCAAUAUUGUCCGCUCUUCAUCCAUUUCUCACUCUACCAAACGAUGUUUAAAGCCUUCUUCUCAUUAUUAUUAUUGUUGUUGUUGUAAAGUUUCGCACAGGUUACCAACCUCAUAAGUCAUGGAUUUGAGCGUGAACGAAAACUGUGUGUUUCCAGUUCUUGCAGCUCUGUUCAAGACUCGCGUAAACUUUUGCCUUCCAACAAGGCUGUUUUCGAUUGCAUUGUGAAAGAAUACAGUGGCACGGUGUCCUUUGAUGUCAUUUCAAAACGAAAAGAUUUGUUUCCUAGCGGUUGUGAGGACGUUGCUAAGUGGUUUGGAGCCAGAAAAGAAAGCUUUUUUAUCAGAGAAAGGGAAGGAAUUAUUGCCGAGGUCAGUGCCUUAUGUCGAAAGGCAAGGAUUUGUUUCAAGGAGAAGUGCUUUCAGAAGGAUUGUCAGUUCUUUCACGUGUGUAGGGAGUACAUCGCUGGCUUCUGUAGGCGUGGUGCUGGGUGCCAAAGAAAUCACUGCUUUCAGUACGAUCGGAAUCGAAAGUUAAUUUCCAAACUCAAGUUGGAUGGUUUGACAGAGGAACAACUCCGCAAUUUGUUUCAGCUUUCAUCGCCUCAAGUAUGUCUGGACUAUAACAAUGGACGUUGCACGAACGGUUUGUCGUGCGGCCAAGUUCACAUUUGCAAGGAUUUUAUAAAGAAGAGGUGCCACGAUGAGGAAGACUGUGGUCUCCGACACGAAAGCGCGUUUGCCGAAGCUCACACCACUGCAGUACUUCAGAACUAUGGCAUGAGAGUCAUAGGAGGCAAAUUUAAUUCAGUGCUUCGCACGCUUUUGGUAUGCGAGAAGAAAAUUUCCAGGGGUAUGAAGGACCCCAAGGGCAAUAUCCCUCCUAAGGGCGUGGCCACUAAAGUGAGCAAGAAAGAUCAGCACAUAUCAUCGAAAGUAGCCGUGGCUGCAAGUGCCACUGCUAAGCCGGCUGAAAUUAAAGUCUUCGAACGUCUUUGCAAAGAGUACGAUUGCUCUGCUUCUUUUUCUGUGAUUUCCAAACGAACAGAUUUGUUCCCUCCUGAAUUAAAGGAUAUAGAAUCGUGGUUUCGUAGCAAGAAAAGAAGUUUCCUCAUUACAGAAGGCGAUCACGGAAAGAUAACCCAAGUGGACGCUUUCUGUACAAAAGCACGUUUAUGUCUUAGUUACAAUAACUCUUAUUAUGGGGAGUGCAAUAGAGGGAACUGUUCCUACUUGCACGUCUGUAGAGAG